AUGGCGGCACUUCGGAGGAAAUUUGGCGAGGACUACCAGGUGGUCAACACUACAAACCAGGCGCCUUCCUUCGCCACUCAGGUGAAGAAGAAACGCCAGCGCUUUGUGGAGAAGAACGGGAGAUGCAAUGUCCAGCACGGGAACUUAGGCGGGGAGACGAGUAGGUAUCUCUCGGACCUGUUCACCACUUUAGUUGACUUGAAGUGGCGAUGGAACCUGCUUAUAUUCAUCCUCACGUACACAAUAGCCUGGCUGGUGAUGGCUUCGAUGUGGUGGAUCAUCGCCUAUAUUCGAGGAGACUUGAUCCACGGACGCGACCCUUCAUACACUCCAUGCGUGGCCAAUGUUUACAACUUUCCAUCCGCUUUUCUUUUCUUUAUUGAGACUGAAGCCACUAUAGGUUAUGGACACCGCUACAUCACAGAGAAAUGCCCAGAAGGGAUCAUUCUAUUCUUGUUCCAAUCCUUACUGGGAUCAAUAGUGGACGCGUUUCUUAUCGGCUGCAUGUUCAUUAAGAUGUCACAACCAAAGAAGCGCGCAGAGACGCUCAUGUUCAGCCAGGACGCGGUGAUUUCACAGAGAGACGGGAAACUGUGUCUGAUGUUCCGUGUGGGGAACCUGAGGAACAGCCACAUGGUGUCCGCGCAGAUCCGCUGCAAACUCAUCAAGGUAAGCUCCAGGCGCAGGCGUGCGUAA
Molecule: messenger RNA, 696 nt
Organism: Knipowitschia caucasica
Lineage: Eukaryota; Metazoa; Chordata; Actinopteri; Gobiiformes; Gobiidae
Source: the annotation of a GenBank genome assembly